Molecule: messenger RNA, 2320 nt
Organism: Lycium ferocissimum
Lineage: Eukaryota; Viridiplantae; Streptophyta; Magnoliopsida; Solanales; Solanaceae
Product: calcium-dependent protein kinase 20-like
Exons: 9
Coding region: 318-1985 (555 amino acids)
Biological process (GO): protein autophosphorylation; intracellular signal transduction; peptidyl-serine phosphorylation
Cellular component (GO): nucleus; cytoplasm
Molecular function (GO): calcium ion binding; calmodulin binding; calcium-dependent protein serine/threonine kinase activity
Source: RefSeq, a predicted model, not a curated record
CCAAUUGAUCCAUACAUCUUCCUCUUCCCAGCCAUCUUCUCAGUCCUCCCAACACCCCCCCAAAAACCAAAACAAUAAAAGUUACCUCAUUUCUUUCCCAAUUUUUGAUUUUCUGGUUUGGUUUCUGGGGGCCAGUUUGAGCAUUGCAUCAUUCUCAGCUUCUUGUUGAAUUUCAAGGGAAAAAUUGAAGGAUUUUUCAUUGAUUUCUCAGCUUCUUAUAUCAACAAAUUAAAAGCAAGCCUGGAUGAUAUUGGGAUUCGAGGAAAGUUGGGAUUUUGAUUCUGAGCAAUAUCUUAUGUUUAUGUUGAUAUUUUUUGAUGGGGAAUACAUGUUCGGGACCCACUUUGAACAAAGAUUCAGCAGAUUCAUCAAAGACAGAUGGAAAAGGCUCUGAUUCUAAUAACUCUAAUGUCCAGAACACCCCUCCUCCACAUCUUCAAAUACCUGGAGAUAAGCCUCAGGAUGACAAAUCAACAAAUUCCCAAAAGGGUGUCAAAAUGGAAGACACUGUAAAUAAUAAGGCAGUGGAGGAUGUGAAAAGAAACAAGUCUAGUAAUCUUAAGCGAGUAUUGAGUGCAGGCCUCCAAGUCGAAUCCGUUUUGGGGCGAAAAACGGGCAACUUGAAAGAAAUUUAUAGUUUAGGAAGGAAACUAGGACAAGGGCAAUUCGGGACAACAUUUUUGUGUGUGGAUAAAGCUCAAGGAAAGGAAUUUGCAUGUAAGUCAAUUGCUAAAAGGAAGUUGACAACUGAAGAAGAUGUGGAGGAUGUUCGGAGGGAGAUUCAGAUAAUGCACCACUUGGCAGGGCACCCUAGUGUUGUACAGAUUGUUGGGGCUUAUGAGGAUGCUGUUGCUGUUCAUGUCGUAAUGGAGCUUUGUGCGGGUGGAGAGCUUUUCGAUAGGAUUAUAAAGAGGGGGCACUAUUCAGAGAAGAAGGCUGCUGAACUUGCAAGGGUAAUAGUAGGUGUUGUGGAAGCAUGCCAUUCACUAGGCGUUAUGCACAGAGACCUCAAACCUGAGAACUUCCUUUUUGUCAAUGAGAAAGAAGAGUCACCAUUGAAGACCAUUGACUUCGGGUUAUCGGUGUUCUUUAGACCAGGUGAAACCUUCACGGAUGUGGUGGGAAGCCCUUACUAUGUGGCCCCAGAAGUCCUGCGGAAGCGUUAUGGUCCAGAAUGUGAUAUUUGGAGUGCUGGAGUAAUUAUUUAUAUCCUUCUUAGCGGUGUGCCUCCAUUUUGGGAUGAAACGGAGCAAGGAAUAUUUGAACAGAUUGUGAAAGGGGAACUUGACUUAGUGUCAGAACCUUGGCCAGCUAUAUCAGAAAGUGCAAAAGAUCUAGUCAGAAAAAUGCUUGUGAGAGAUCCCAAAAAGCGGUUGACAGCUCACGAAGUUCUCUGUCACCCAUGGGUCCGUGUAGGUGGAGUUGCUCCAGAUAAGCCUCUUGAUUCUGCUGUUCUGUCUCGUCUCAAUCAAUUUUCUGCAAUGAAUAAAUUAAAGAAGAUAGCAAUCAGAGUUAUUGCCGAAAAUCUUUCUGGAGAGGAAAUUGCAGGAUUGAAGCAAAUGUUCAAAAUGAUAGACGCAGAUAACAGUGGACAUAUUACGCUAGAGGAACUGAAAAAGGGCUUGGUAAAAGUAGGUGCCGAUCUUAAGGAUUCAGAAAUAAACAAUUUAAUGCAAGCGGCAGAUAUGGAUAAUAGCGGUACCAUUGACUAUGGCGAGUUUAUCGCUGCUAUGCUCCAUCUAAACAAAGUCCAGAAGGAAGAUCACAUGUAUGCUGCUUUUUCAUAUUUUGAUCAAGAUGGUAGUGGAUAUAUCACACAAGAAGAACUCCAACAGGCUUGUGAGAAGUUUGGUUUGAGCAAUAUUCCCAUGGAAGAACUUAUGCGUGAAGUUGAUCAAGAUAAUGAUGGGCGCAUUGAUUACAAUGAAUUUGUAGCAAUGAUGCAAGAUACUGGUUUUGGAAAGAAUGGUAACAAAAGAGUGUGACAUCUCCGAGGCCUUAGAACCUGGCUUGCUCGGCCCUUUGAUCACAAGACUACUUCAAAUACUCUGGAAGCAGAUUAGAACUUUGAGGGUCCCGUGGUUCAUUAAAUCUCCAGUGUUACUGCUUCGGCUCAAAAAUGCAUUUUCUGCAGAAGUAAUUCGUGAUUUUCCUACGUCCAAGUCCAAUGCUAUUCUUCUUACGUUUUGGCGUAGUUAUAAUAUCAAUCUUGUGCUCUUGUUCACCCUAUUAGAUGAUUUUGAUGUGUACUACAUUCUUUUUCUUGAUGAAGUUUGAUGUACACUACUUUUUUCUCUUUUUAGCCCGAAUUUAUUACAUU